This is a messenger RNA of Suricata suricatta (meerkat), 1043 nucleotides long. RefSeq names its product secreted LY6/PLAUR domain containing 2 (gene SLURP2). Lineage: Eukaryota; Metazoa; Chordata; Mammalia; Carnivora; Herpestidae. The coding region runs from base 317 to 742 and encodes 141 amino acids. The transcript has 2 exons. The record is from RefSeq and is a predicted model, not a curated record. Gene Ontology annotation, molecular function: acetylcholine receptor inhibitor activity.
GGUCUAUGGCGUCCUGCUCAGGCCCCCUCUAGAGGAGAAAAUGGGCACAGAAGUGUCUUGGAGAGCCCUCACCACCUUCCCCCCAUCCCAAACUCCCCCCGACUCUCAACUCCUGGGGGAGGCCCCCUCCUCCACUCCCCUGGAUGUCACAUAGGAGUCCAGACCAGCUGUCCUUGGGGGACGCAGAAGAGAUGUCUCCAGCCCAGCACCCACCCGGACGUGGACCGGGGCUUGGCACCCGAUUCCUGUAAAGCGCUGUCCCACAGGGUGGCAGGGUGGAGCACCAGGGCCUUGCCCAGCCCUGGGCUGAGGCUUGAUGCAUGAUGACCUCCCGCCAGCCCCCUGUCUGGGCGGUCUUGAGAGGUUGGGGACCCCAGGAUGCAGGGCUAGGGUCCUGAGAACGACAGUGGGGCACUGGGUGGGAGUGGAGGGUGCUAUUAGGCAGGACUUGCCCACACCUGUGUCCAUGUCUGUCCAUCCAUUUGUCCCUCUGCCUGCGGCUGCAGCCCAAGCCUUGAUGUGUCACCAGUGCAAGGGCUACGGAGGGUGCGCCCACCCGCUCAGAUGCCCACGGAGCUCCAACUACUGCGUCACCAUCGCCACCCGGAUCCCCUUAAGCCUCAUUGACGAGCCUAUGGUGACCAAGUCCUGCCAGAGCGGCUGCCCCGAGGUCUCAUCCCUGGGCCUCGGCCCCCACGUGUCCAUCGCCUGCUGCCAGUUCAGCCUCUGCAACCAGGACUGAGCACCUCCUCCUGCAGCUGGUGCCCGGGCCCCCAGGCAGACCCCUCCCCAGCUGAGAUGAGGCACCGGGUCUGGGGGCGCUUGAGGAGGGGGUGGGGCCCAGGGGUAGCACUGAGUGGGUCUGAGGAAGGGGGAGGGGCCCUUGGCAGAGGGAGGGAAUUUGGGGGAAGCAGGGGAGAGGAUGGAAGGGAUGGAGCAGACCGGUGAGUGAGGCUGGAGGCAGCUUUGCACACCCACACACGCGUGCACACAACCACACAUGUACCCACACACCCACCACUGGCGCACUCGCACACUAACAC